Molecule: messenger RNA, 1014 nt
Organism: Panicum virgatum (switchgrass)
Lineage: Eukaryota; Viridiplantae; Streptophyta; Magnoliopsida; Poales; Poaceae
Product: putative cyclin-dependent kinase F-2
Exons: 3
Coding region: 1-1014 (337 amino acids)
Biological process (GO): protein phosphorylation; regulation of mitotic cell cycle
Cellular component (GO): nucleus
Molecular function (GO): cyclin-dependent protein serine/threonine kinase activity; ATP binding
Source: RefSeq, a predicted model, not a curated record
AUGGCCGAGCCCGCCGCCGCCGUCCGGGACCACGCCGCCGCGGGACCGUACGAGGAGACCGCCUGCCGCCUCGGCAAGGGGGCCUUCGGCACGGUCGUCAAGGCGCGGCACCGCGGCACCGGCCGGGUCGUCGCCAUCAAGCGCCUCGGCGCGGGGGGCCACGGCGGCGGCCCCGGGGCGGCGCUGCGGGAGGCACGCUUCCUCGAGGAGGCGAGCGGUGGCGGGGCCCACCCCUUCGUCGUCGGCUUCCACGAUAUCGUCCGCGCCCCGGGCACCCUGGACCUCCGCCUCGUCAUGGACUACGUGGGCCCCAGCCUCCACGACGUCCUCCGCCAGCUCCCCAGCGGCCGCGGGGGUCCCCCGCUGCCCGAGGCCACGGUCCGCGCCGCCAUGUGGCAGCUGCUCACGGCCGCCAAGCAGAUGCACGCCAGCCGCAUCGUCCACCGCGACGUCAAGCCCCAGAACAACCUCGUCGCCGAGGGCCGCAGCGUCGUCAAGAUCUGCGACUUCGGGCUCGCCAUGUCCGCCGACGAGCGGCCGCGUACCAGCCGGCCGCCCGACUACGGCACGCAGGUCGACGUCUGGUCCCUCGGCUGCGUCAUGGCGGAGCUGAUCGACGGCGGGAGACCUCUGUUCCAGGGCUUCCACGACCAGGGGCAGCUCGGCGCGAUCUUCGAAGUGCUCGGCGCGCCCGACGACAGCACAUGGCCGUGGUUCUCGUCCACGGCGUUCGCCACCGAGGUGAUGCCGCAACUGGUGGACGUGCAGCGGGAGAACCAUCUGCGCGAGCUGUUCCCCGAGACGAAGCUGUCCAAGGAAGGAUUCGAGGUGCUGAGCGGCCUCCUCACGUGCAACCCCAAAAAGAGGCUCACGGCAGCUGCCGCGCUCGAGCACCCCUGGUUCGCCAAGAUUGACGCGCUGGCGCUGGAGCUGCACCCAAACAAAGUGGAGGUGUUGUCGCCGUUGCCCAAAAGACGGAGGAUACAUCACAUACAUGCUGUUUGCGUGACUUAG